AUGAUUUUUAUUUUAAUUCUAAUAUCAAUAGAUUAAUUUUAAGCUAUAAGAAAUAUAGCUAUUACAUUAGGUCCAUUAUCAUAAUAAUCUAUUACAUAUGUAAUUUAUUAAGAAGAAUAACUUAAUUAAUAAUUUAGUUCAAAUCAAACUCGUUGGAGCAAUUGUUCACCUUUAGAUUUAUUAUAUAUAAAAUCAAAUUUGAAUUAACCAAUCGCAACUACUCCUUUAACUAUAAUUAACACUGGAGAUACAAACAUAAUCAUAGAUUCAUUAAGGCUUAAUACUUAAAAGGGUCAGACACUAAAAAUUGAAUUAAGUAAAAUAUAUUUAAUCUAGAUAAUACUAAUAAUAUUUUAGUGAAAGCAAAGAGUGUUGAGAUAAUAAAUAUUUAAUAUAUUUGUGAAAAGAUAUUAACCAAAAGGAAUUAUUGGGCUGUUAUUGAUAUUACUUUAAUGAUAUCCAAAGAAUCAUUAAAAUUUUCAUACCAGUACAUUUGCGAUCCUAAUUUCCAUCCAAAAAGAUUUGAUUGGAGCUAUUUAAUUUUAAUAGUGAUGAUGUCAAUAAUUGUAUUAAUCCUAUCAAGAGAACAAUAAUUAAGUGCAUUUAAAAUCACAUAUUAUGAUAAAUAAAAUAAUAGAAAUAUAAUAGUGUUUCAAGGAUUUCAUUUAGGUUUGAAAAGUGCUUUUAUUUAUAAUUUUUUAUUUGUUAUAGGUUUAAUAGCAGCUUAUAUUUUUUAAAAAACAGUUGAAGAUAUUGAGGAAAUAAUUGUUCGAUGCUUUUGUUUUCUUUUUGGAUUUAUUUUAAUCAGUGAAGUUUACUUUUUAUUUAAUUUAGCUUUGCUAUAAAAUGUAAUUCUUAAAAAUAAAAAUAUUUUCCAUCCUAAGAGCUUGUGAUAUUAUUGGAUUGCUUGUUUCUAUUGUAACUUUGCAUUUAUAUAUUGAAAAUGAUGAACCUUGGAUGGUAUUAAAAUAAUAGAUAUUUUAGAUUAGUAACAUCUUAACAAUAUUUCUGGUUGGAUCUUCAAUCAAAUUAUUUAAGAUAACUAGUUUAAGAAAUGGUCUAUAUUUUUUUAUUCCAUGUAUAAUAAUGGAUAUACUUUUUUCAAUAUAUGGAAGUUUGUUUGUUCGUUAUGAAUGGGAUAGUUUAAUUAUGAAAUACUUUAAUACUCCAUUAACAGCUUAAUUUCCUUAUUUUUAUCCUAUAUAUAAAAAGAAAUGUGGAUGGUUAUCAAUAACCUCUAUAUUAUUUCCAGCCUUUUUCUUGGCAUAUGCCCAUAGAGUUGAUAGAUUUAAAGAUUCCAUAAUAUAUAGAUUAAUUUCAUUCAUAGGAUUGCUUGUAGGAAUAAGUUUAUGGUUUACUUUUUCUUCUUUGUAUUCCAUACCAUUACCUGUUUCAUCAUUUACACUUUUUCCAACUAUUGGGAUUAGUGCUUUCAUAGCUUUUCAAAGAAAUGAAAUUAAAACAAUGUGGAAAGGGGAUUUCUAUGAUCAAGUCUUACUAAAUCCUUGGAGACACUAAGUUUAAGUGAUCUAAUCUAUCCAUUUACUCAAUAAACUUAAAAAUGAGGGAAUGGAAUUGCAAAAUCUUGCUGAUUAAUAAUAAUAACAUUAAUAAGUUUAACUCUUAAGAAUAUAAAGAGGUUAAGUAAGAUUAAACGAUUCUUUAUUUUAAGGUUUAUUAGAAUGA
This is a messenger RNA of Paramecium sonneborni, 1686 nucleotides long. Lineage: Eukaryota; Ciliophora; Oligohymenophorea; Peniculida; Parameciidae. The record is from the annotation of a GenBank genome assembly.